Molecule: messenger RNA, 6119 nt
Organism: Carassius auratus (goldfish)
Lineage: Eukaryota; Metazoa; Chordata; Actinopteri; Cypriniformes; Cyprinidae
Product: immunoglobulin superfamily DCC subclass member 3-like
Exons: 14
Coding region: 243-2405 (720 amino acids)
Biological process (GO): cell-cell adhesion
Molecular function (GO): protein binding
Source: RefSeq, a predicted model, not a curated record
CUCACGGGUUAGUCUCAAAGUGUCCGUGGACGUGAACAGAAGCGCCCAGCUGGAGCGCCGUGAAUGUGUGGAAGUAACGAUGUUAUUGUAGGUUUACUCCGUUUGGAAAUUGUAUUCCAAAAGAAAGACAAUUGCACUAGUUAAGUAACGUUUUUUGUUAUUUCACUUUUUAAACUUUUUUUUACCCCAAAUAAGUAGUAGCCUACCUGUUUCGAUUUUUAAAAAGGACUUGCACGGCAAAAAUGAAGACACGGAUUUUACUAUCCUUCCUGACGUUUAUUGGUUCAUGUUUGUGUAAUGGAUCCGAGCUGGCUUUCCUUACGGAGCCCAGUGAUGUUACCGCAGUACGGGACAGGCCGUUGAUGCUGGACUGCAGGGUGGAAGGCGAGGGCCCCAUUACGGUGACGUGGCAUAAGAAUGGAGCUCCGGUGCUUCUGGGAGUAGGCAGUCGUGCGAAGGUCCUAUCCAACGGCACGCUCCUGAUCCGUAGCUUCCAGAAGAGACGGGAUGGAGAUUCUACCGAUGUUGGAGAGUAUUACUGUGCUGCACAGAACCACUACGGCAUGCUGGUCAGCCGCAAGGCCCGUGUGCAGCUUGCAUCUCUUCCUAAAUUCCACACUCACCCUGAGCCCAUGUCAGUAGAUGAGGGAGGUGUUGCACGUUUCCAGUGUCAGGUCAAUGGUAUUCCUGAGGCCAACAUUACUUGGGAGAAAGACCGUGUUGUGCUUGGAACAUCUGAUGACCGGUACACACUUCUCCCAAAGGGUAUUCUGCAGAUUACAGGAGUUAAGAAAUCAGACGCUGGUGUCUAUCGCUGUGUUGCCACCAAUAUGGCAAACACCCGCUACAGCCACGAGGCCUAUCUGAACGUAACCGGAGGUGUUCCUCGCAUCUAUAAGGAGCCAGUCAUCCUGUCCGGCCCACAGAACCUCACCAUCACCGUCCAUCAGACCGCCAUUCUGGAGUGUAUCGCCACUGGAAACCCUCGUCCGAUUGUGUCUUGGAGUAGACUUGACGGCAGAUCUAUCGGAGUGGAGGGCAUACAAGUGCUUGGGACAGGGAAUCUGAUGAUCUCAGAUGUCUCCCUUCAGCAUUCUGGAGUUUAUGUGUGUGCUGCCAACCGGCCUGGCACCAGGAUGAGGCGUACUGCAUUGGGCAGGCUGGUAGUUCAAGCUCCUCCAGAGUUCAUUCAGUGGCCGCAGUCUGUGUCUAAACCAGCAGGGGGCAGUGCUGUCUUCACAUGUGUAGCUCAGGGUGUUCCUGAGCCUCAUAUCAUUUGGCUGAAGAAUGGAAAGAUUCUCACGCCUGGCGAUAAUGUAAAGCUCACUAACAAUAACAGCACCCUGGCCGUAACUCGCAUCACAUCAGAGGAUGAGGCCAUAUACCAGUGCAUCGCUGAAAACUCUGCUGGCACAAACCAGGCCAGCGCUCGUCUGGCUGUGUCUCUGGCCAAAGAGCUGCCCGAUGCCCCUCAGGGCCUGAAAGCCACGGCUCUCUCUAAAACCACCCUGCAGCUCUCCUGGACCCAGCCACCAGCCGAAAUCACAGACGGAAUCAUCGGAUACGUUCUGCAUAUCCGCAAAUAUGGCGAGCCUGAAAGCAAAGAACUACAGGAGGCUGUGAGUAAAACAACAUUUCAGCAUGACCUCACUAACCUUGAACCUGGGACCACCUACUCCAUCUACCUGAAGGCUUACUCUCCACUGGGUGCUAGUGAACACUCCAGUACUGUUGUUUCCACAACACUAGGGGGCGUGCCCAGUCCACCUACAUUUUUCACCAAAGCAAUAAACACCACUGCAGUCCAGGUCCUGUGGGAGCUGCCCAAUAAGCCUGGGAAAACUGAGGGUUUCCGACUGUCGUACCGCAGGGUCCCACACGGAGAGAUCCAGGGACCGGUUCAGUUCCCAUGCCAUGUUAAUGCUCACACCAUUACUCAUCUUGACCCUGGUGCUGUGUAUGAAGUCAAACUGGUAGCCUACAAUGGCAAUGGAGAGAGUGAGACUUCAAAGAAACUCGUGUCACUGGCUGAGGGCGGGACUAGUGCUAAAACCAGAUCAAGAGAGGAGACUGAAUGUAACUGCAGGGGUGUAGAGAGCUCGGUGAGCAGCAUUGUGGUUGGCAUCCACAUUGGCAUGGCCUGCAUCAUUUUCUGUGUGCUCUUCCUCAUGUUUGGAUAUCGGCGCAGUUUUCUCUGUAGGAAGGGGACUCAGGACAGCUGGUCUGUACCACAGGGUGAAGAUGGAGGGCACCAUCCUCAGAACAAUGGCAUCCCAAAAGCGGGAAUGGCACGGCCUGCUCAAGGCAUUGAACUGGCUCCACAAGAUCAUAACAUAGAUCAGCAGGCCCAAUGCCAGGUUCUUAUAGAGCAGCACUCAUCCAGUCUGCCAGGCACAGGCACUUAGCUAGCACUGCCUCUGUGAUCUACCUCCUUGUGGUUCCUCUGCCUAGCCUGCCCACCACAAAGUCCCGUUUAGUCCAUAUUUAUCAUGCCCUGUUUGUCACCGAAACUGCUGCUACUGUUUAAAGGUGUAAAUGGGCCUGUUUUAACUACAAAAGUUUUGCUAAUUGAGGCUAACUGAGCUGGUUUAAGUUAGUCUGUACCCGUUUGUUGCUUUUACUCCCUGCCUAUAGAACCGAAACUUGACUCCUUUGAGAUCUUAAUGUUGAUGUGUCCGCACAAGAACACCAAAUGAUAGCCUUAGGAUAUAUUGUAGACAUUUUUUAUGCUAGCAUGCUAAGUUACAAAUAGUUACUGCACUCUUUCGGAGCAUAAAUACACAAUAGAAGCAAAACAAAACAAAAUUUAUACCAAAACCGCUUUAUAUUUUAUUAUCAAAGGGCUUUCUGCUAAAACCAAAAAUUCAUUUUGCAAUGUGUCCUCCGGUAAUAAAAUUAGCCUUACUUUGUGUAACUGCCACAUAAUAUAAAGACCAGCCACUGAAAUAAUCUCAAUAUUUCUCUUCAGUCAAACUCUUAUAUACGAUUUAGUGACCUACAUGAUUUACAAAACAAGCUACAACUAGCCAUACUCUCAGUGGAAAUGAUUUCAGGGAACAGAGGUUUGUUUCAUUUGUUAGCCUUAGCUCGGAUAUACCAAGAUGAAUAACGUGGCCUUGCUUUUGCCUUCGCUUGUGGUUGUGUGAGUUCAAAUGAAUUGAUUGUUAUAUGUUUCACCGUACAUGCCUCGAGGCAGGCUCUACCCCAGAGGAACCAUAAAGUUGAUGGAUCUUACCACCUUUCCCUCUUUCCUAUUCUUUAUAACCCCCGCCAAAAGCUGUAUACCUCCAAAGAUAGCUACCUCAGAAUGUUAUGCUGGGCUGACAUUAGCCACCUGCUAAUAAAACUUGCCUACCUCAGCCUAAAAAUAGCAGAUACCCGCUACUCUUCCCCCUGUCAGUGCCUGUGCCAGCUGCCUCCAGAACCUGCAUUCAGGUGCCCAUCUGGUCGACUGCCAUGGAGACUGUGACCGUGGCUGCCCAUCCUCUGGAUCCAAAUAUUGCCUUAGCAGACUAAAGCUGUCUGGGAACCCCUCCCUAACUCAUCGUCCAGAAAUGUUUUACAGAGCCAUUUAAGACGUCCAUCCAUCCACAAUUAGGAUCCUUCCAAGCCGAUCAAAGGAUUCCUUUCUGAUGCUGCUAAACUCCAAAGAAAAAGAUGAAAUAGCAGGAACAGAAGGGGAUUCAUUUUGUUUUCGGAGAAUGUGAUCUGAUAAUUCCACAUGGGAUGUGUGGACCCUUGAGAAUUGUACUGGGAUAUUUUGGGGCCUUUCCAUGUGGAUUCCACAAAAACCUGUGAAACCAAACACUUGGGAUAUUUUGCUUUCCACCAAGGAAUAUGUGAUGGCAUCGAGACGAUGUUUAUCCAAAGAGAUUUUUUUUAGUCAAACCAACUGGUCUUUUCUUCAGAUGCCAAAUCGGUUGCCAUGGGAACUUGACGGAGCUGCGAGAUGAUGGUUGACUUUGGGUUUACUGAGAAACUGCUGCGUUCUCUCUUUCCCCAAACAAACAAACAGGCAUGGCAGCAGAUUAUCCAAAAAUAUGUGUGAGAUAUGAAAACCAAGCUUUAUGAUAUCCAAAGAUGUAAAAAAAAAUGUAGGUCUUCAUUUGUCUUUAUAUCUAUUUGCUCUUUAGAUGAACUGAAGCCAUUGUGUUAAUGUUUUUGCAGGUCAUGUUAAAAGGGGAAGCUGCAAUAAAAUGGAUUCAAUAACAAACCCAAUCACACAACAAUAAUAUGCUUUAAUAGUCAAACAUUUUCCAUCUUCCCUCUUUUGAUAUUGACCUGCCAGUUUUUUAUUUGAAAACCUUUUAACAUUUAAAUUAUAGCCAAAUGAAAAUGGGAUAUAUUUUCAAGGAGAUUUUAUAUGCUGAUACAAGAGAAGGAAUAUUUGUAUCAUCUUUAUAAUAAAAGAGUUGUACGUGCCAAAUAGUAGAAUAAUAAUAAUGCCAAAUACCUCUUUCACAUUUAACAUUCAUACCCUUUAACUUUUGUAACACUUCGUUAGCCAAGCACAUGAGCAUGCAUGAGUUACGGUAUAUGUACAGUAUGUAUCAUGCAUAAAUGUGUGUUUUGUGAUUGGCUAACAGCAGGUCAAACCUGGAGUCAGUAGUGGUCAAAGAAAAAAAAAGUCAACUGAGCGAUGUGUAUACAGUAACAUAUGAAUGGAACCAAAGAACUUGAUUUUUUUUUUAAAGUGAUAUGUAUCAAGAAAGCAAAGCGUCCUCUUGCUAUGAUGAUCUAUUUACCUGAAGACGUUCUACUCCACUCCAGGUUGACCUUCUGAACAUAAUGAGUGUUAAAAACAUUUACCCACAAUCGCUGCAUUUCAAACAGCCCCUUCGUAGACUAAAACUCCCAUCCUUGUGUUCAUUUGAAAGAACUGAAAUGUUUCGAGAAAGAAUAAAGGGAGGAUUUUAGAUUUUUAGCUGUAUAGCGUGAUCUGGAAAGUACGUUUAUUCAUAUUUUAAACAAUAUUUGGACGUUUAUUCAUAUUUUAAACAAUAUUUGGUUCUUUUUGUAGAACUUUUUUUCUAUUCUCUUUCACAAAGUUGUCAUGGUACCUACCUUGGUUUGGAAAGAUGGCAUUUUGAUGUUCAUUUUAGUAAUGUUAUUAUUAAUAAUAUUUUAAUUAUUGCUAUUGCUAUUUUUUUCUAUGUCCAUUUUGAUGUAUGCCUGUUUUCAUUUUUCAUUUCUCUGUAGCAGAUGAAGGAGAAUGUGAAAGUGUUUGUUAGGAACCUAAAAAACAGUGGGUCAUAUGAAGCAGGCUGUGAUUUGGGAUUCAUGAUGUUUGUUUGCAUUUAUAUUCUACACUUCAAUUUGGGUAAAUGGCUCCUAUGUUGACGUGCAGAUACCAAGUGCAGUUUUACAAAGGUUUCAAACAGCUAAAUAGCACACAUAAAUGAGUGAAUCCCCCAUCUGUUUGGAUUAUGACCCAAUGAUAAAAAAAAAGAAAAAAAAGUUGAGAACUAGAGUUUGAGGGCUAGAACCAAUGAGAAAAAUGCUUUAACAUGUACUUCCUUAUUUGAACCUAAAAACCCAAAAGCUUUAAACACUUUGAGACUGUGAUGUCUCCAACCAAAAAUAUUAAAGCGAGGGGUUGGUGUCUAGUGAAUGGACAAAUACAGAGCAAAGGGACCAGACAAUGAAUGCACAAAGGGUAAUAAUUGAACCACGGUUGUUGAAUUGUUUUAUAAUGGCUUAAUAUACAGGCUGUAGUCUCUGAAUUGAUCUGUUAGCGCAAUGAAGCUUGCGAUUCACAUUUAUCAUGUUGCUAUGUAGAUUGUGCAGGAUUUCUCUAAUUGACUUGUAGGUCUUUACCAGAUCUCAAAACAAAAAUGUCAAGAUUCCUCAACAUACUCCUGUAUUGCAUCAUUAACUUGUAAAGUGACAAGUUCUCAAGAAUGGGUUUUGAUGAAUUCCUUUCCUGUUUCGAAGAGAUAAUGAUGUCUGCCAUUACCUAGCAACCAAUGGGAAUGUCUUUAGAAAUGCCCCAAGAUUUCAUUGCUGAGCUCGCUCUUGAUUUAGGUGACUGUUGUAAUAGCACAGUCUCUGGUCUCUGCUUUUCCUAAUUUGUUCAAAUUCCAGGGCGCCUGAAACCAAAUAAAAACAAAGAACAAGAA